AUGGACCAGGUGGACUUUGUGAUUAGAAAUUAUAUUCAAAGACUGGUGCGAAGGUCAUUACCUUCUACUGAUGGUAGAAUUCUUCGUACUCUAUCGCAGGACAUCCAUCAGGUAGUAAUAAAUAAUGAAGGUGAGCAAGACGGGGAACAGAAAAUGAAGUACUUGAAGAAAAAGUAUGAGUUUGAGAUACCAGGUGCAAGAUUAAGUUCACUUCUUCAAACUGUAAUGGACUUGAUGGCUAUCAAAAAUAAGGAUAAUCUUGCAAGCUAUCUCAUUACGUUAGAUUCACGUGUUGCCGCUGCUACAGCUAUAUCACCUGAAAUUUCUGAUGAGGCAAUCACUAAAAGUACAUCAUUAAAUGGAACGAACACAUCAAUGACCACAACAUUUCCUUCGACGGUUAAUUCUAAGAAUAGCCUUGCAGAUCGAUUAAAACCCUAUGAUAAAGAAAUAGGGAAUGUUGAUGAAUCAGUUCUCGUACAUAGUCUUGAGUAUGCGUUGACGGGAUCACCAUCUGAUUUAUUUCCAUUUGAGGGUGACAAAGUGAAAGUUCCAACAACACUUAAUUUUGGAAUGGCCGGAUUAGUGUAUCAAAUACUCGAGCCCUGCCUCAUAUUUAGAAGGUUAACAAGGACUUGUUCUCAAGAAGAACGUUUACCACAAGGAUCAAAAAUAUCAGAUAUGACGGAAACAAGAAUUGCAUUUCUAAGUGCUCUUCAGGAUGAGCUUUUAAAGUAUUCGGGGUAUAUUAACGAUACGGUAAGUCCGUUUUUUAUAGAUGAUUCAAACAACAAUCUUACUUUGAGAAGACUACAUUUACUACUCUCCGAUUGGAUUAUGAAGCUCAGAUUUUUGAACUAUUUAGAGUUAUCGUCUAAGAAAUUAUUACCCAAUGAAUUUAUCUCGCUGCUAUAUCGAACUUGCACCCAAGGUAAUUCAAUGCUGGCAGAGGUUUCAAAAUAUUUCUUUGAAACAUGCUUGAAGCCAUUUGUCUCAGCAUGUCGUGAAUGGUCUUUAUUGGGGAAGUUGGAAGCAAUUGAUACAAAGAAGGAGAACUUUUUUAUACAAUUGAGUGGAAACAACGACGAAAACACAAUAGACAGGGUUGCUUAUCUUCGUGCAAAUGUACCAGCAAUAUUUACAAAGAAACAGUCUUUUAUGAUCUACCAAAUCGGAAAAACAAUAUCAUUUUUGAGGCGAGAUUGUCAUGAACUAAAGUGGUGUGAGAAAUUUAGGGAGCGUCACAUGCUGACCGAAUCGGAUUUGUAUGCAUCAAAUUGGAAGUUAGAUGUUGCAUACAGAGAAGUUACAAAGUACUGCUUUCAAGAUGUGCUUGGUAGGAAAUAUAAUUUGAUUCCGGAAAUGAUUAGAUUGCACAACUUCUUACUUAUGUACCAGGGAGACUUUAUUGAUUCAAUUCUUGAAAAAGGACUCACGAUCCUAAAUCAAUCGUCAAACGCAUUAUCAUCACAUGUGCUUUUGGGUAUUCUACAGGAUUCAAUCGAAAAUACUAGUGUACGAGACAAAUAUCCACCGGAUGUCAUAAAUAGAUUGGAUGCGCGUGUUUUAGAUCUGAAAGGAUACGGUACAGUUGGCUGGGAGAUAUUUACGUUAGACUACGAUUUAAAAUUUCCAUUGAACAAGCUUUUUGAGUCCCAGCAUAAGGAGUAUCUUCGGAUGUUUAAUUUUAUGUUGAAGCUGAGACGCCUUAGCUAUUUGCUUAAUAGAGGCUGGACGGAAUCAAAUAGUUUAGAGAGGCGAUCUAUCAGACAGCUCGCAAAGAGGAGUCGAAAUGAUAGAAGAAAAAGGAUGGACACUAACGAGGAUAACGACAUUGGACCGGUAGAGGCCAGAAGACUAUGGAUUUUGAAAACAUUCAAGAGAUUAAAUGUUCUCAGAAACGAAUUCAUCAAAUUUAUGAAUGUUCUGGUAGCUUACCUGGACAACGAAAUAAUCGACAGGAACUUUUUGAAGUUUAUUAGCAGUUUAAAGUAUGGAAAAUCAAAUACCUUUAUGUCCCAGUUGGGUCAGGGUAAUAUCACGAAAUCGAAACUCAUACUUCUUAAGACAAUGAAAAUGCAACCAAUGUGUGACAUAUUUAAUACGAGAGUUGCAGAUAACGAGGAGGAGGGAGAGGAAUACAACUUGGAUGAUUUAGUGGAAUUACACAGUUCAUACUUGGAGAAGAUCAGCAGAUGCAAGAUAUUAAACAACAACAGCAAACGAAGUAUAGGGAAAAAGACCGGUCAAUUCUACGUGGAUCAGAUAAAUAUGUUUCUGGAAAUUAUGAGCAAAUUUGUUGGAAUCAAUGGCGAGUUCAAUUCUUUACUAGUUGAGAUGUUGUCAAUUGCAAGUGUUAGUCGAAAAGGAGAUACAAAUAUGGAUAGGUAUAACGAUUAUCUUAACAGGAUAGACGAUAAGCUUGAUCACCUAACUCAAAGCUUAACAUCGGACAUCAUCAACAGGUUUGAAGAUAGUCUGGAUGGAUUCACUAAAGAUCUUUGUGCAGAUCAUGACAGUGGCCUUCGUUACUUAGGAUUGAUGCUCAGUAAUUGA
This is a messenger RNA of Brettanomyces bruxellensis, 2556 nucleotides long. RefSeq lists its product as uncharacterized. Bases 1 to 2556 code for a protein of 851 amino acids. Gene Ontology annotation, molecular function: gamma-tubulin binding; microtubule minus-end binding. The record is from RefSeq and is a predicted model, not a curated record. Lineage: Eukaryota; Fungi; Ascomycota; Pichiomycetes; Pichiales; Pichiaceae. Gene Ontology annotation, cellular component: spindle pole; equatorial microtubule organizing center; gamma-tubulin complex. Gene Ontology annotation, biological process: mitotic cell cycle; microtubule nucleation; cytoplasmic microtubule organization. The transcript has a single exon.